GUAGCUAGGCAGACCCCGCUUCCGCCGGUGGGACGGAACUAGUGCCCUCCGUGGACAAUUGUGUUGAAGCAGAAAUUGUUCCGGAUCUCGGGUCGGACACGGAAGCCUUCUGUGUUUCUGGAUGCGGGGACAGGGAUGCGCAGGAAUUCCAGUCUCAGUUUCCAGAUGGAGCGACCCCUCGAGGAGCAAGCCCAGAGCAAGUGGUCGUCUACUCAAGGCCGCACAGGAACAGGAGGGUCUGCUGUGCUCCAGAUGCAGAACAGUGUACACCAUGGACAAAACGUCAAGACUCAAACUGACUCCAUCUCCCUUGAAGAUGUGGCUGUGAACUUCACCCUGGAGGAGUGGGCUUUGCUGGAUCCUGGCCAGAGGAAUAUCUACAGAGAUGUGAUGCGGGCAACCUUCAAGAACCUGGCCUGUAUAGGGGAAAAAUGGAAAGACCAGGAUAUUGAAGAUGACCACAAAAACCAGGGAAGAAAUCUAAGAGGUCCUAUGGUUGAAACACUCUGUGAAAAUAAAGAAGAUCGUCAGUGUGGAAAAAGCACUAGCCAGAUUCCUGAUCUGAAUAUUAACCCGGAAACUCCUACUGGAUUAAAACCAUGUGACUGUAGUGUGUGUGGGGAAGUCUUCAUGCAUCAAGUCUCCCUUAAUAGGCACAUGAGGUCUCACAAUGAACAGAAACCAAAUGAGUAUCACGAAUUUGGAGAGAAGCCGCAUAAAUGUAAAGAAUGUGGGAAAACCUUUACUCGCAGCUCCAGUAUUCGAACCCAUGAAAGAAUUCACACUGGAGAGAAACCCUAUGAAUGUAAGGAAUGUGGGAAGGCCUUCGCAUUUCUCUUUUCCUUUCGAAACCAUAUAAGAAUUCAUACCGGAGAGACACCCUACGAAUGUAAGGAGUGUGGGAAGGCAUUCAGAUAUCUUACUGCUCUUCGGCGCCAUGAAAAAAAUCACACUGGAGAGAAACCCUACAAAUGUAAACAGUGUGGAAAAGCCUUUAUAUAUUACCAGCCUUUUCUAACCCAUGAAAGGACUCACACUGGAGAGAAACCUUAUGAAUGUAAGCAAUGUGGGAAAGCCUUCAGUUGUCCCACGUACUUAAGAAGUCAUGAGAAAACUCAUACCGGAGAGAAACCCUUUGUAUGUAGGGAAUGUGGAAGAGCCUUCUUUUCUCACUCAAGCCUUCGAAAACACGUUAAAAACCACACCGGAGUUCAACCUUAUACAUGUAAGAAAUGUGGGGAAGCCUUCAAGUCUUCUAGUUCCUGUGAAGUGCAUGAAAGAACUCAUUUUGGAGAAAAACCCUAUGAAUGUAAACAGUGUGGUAAAGCCUUCAAUUCUUCAAGUUACCUUCAAUUGCAUGAAAGAGUUCACACUGGAGAGAAAACUUACGAAUGUAAAGAAUGUGGUAAAGCCUUUCUUUAUUCCACUCACUUUCGAAUUCAUGAAAGAACCCAUACUAGAGAGAAACCCUAUGAAUGCAAACAGUGUGGUCGAGUCUUCAUUUACUUUAGUCACCUUCGCAGGCAUGAAAGAAGUCACACUGGGGUGAAACCAUGUGAGUGUAAGCAGUGUGGCAAAGCUUUCACUUGUUUAAAUUCCCUGAAAGUACACAAAAGAAUUCAUACCGGAGAAAGACCCUUUCAGUGUAGACAAUGUGGUAAAGCCUUCAGUUAUUCAAAGUCUUUGCACGUGCAUGAAAGGACUCAUACUAGAGGGAAGCCCUAAGAAUGUAAGCAAUGUUGUAAUGCCGUCAGUUGUAUUAGUUACCUGUGAAUGUAUGGAGUACUUAAGCUUGAGAGAAAGUCCAGGAAUGUAAACACUGUGAUGAAGCCUUCAGUUGUCCUAAUUUACUUUGAAGACGUGACUCAUGUGGCAAUGAAAUAUUUUACAAAUGUGGGAGGAACUUCCACUCUCCUGUAGGAUUGCAAAUAUAUCAAUGGACUCCAUGGACAGAAACCCUAAGAGUGUAAGGAAUGUGGGAAAGCCUUCACUUCACAUAAUCUUUUGAAGAUACCUGAGAAUAUAUACUGGAGAGAAACUAUAAAAAAUGUGAGAAAUUCUUCAUCCCAGG
Molecule: messenger RNA, 2071 nt
Organism: Saimiri boliviensis boliviensis (Bolivian squirrel monkey)
Lineage: Eukaryota; Metazoa; Chordata; Mammalia; Primates; Cebidae
Biological process (GO): regulation of transcription by RNA polymerase II
Cellular component (GO): nucleus
Molecular function (GO): DNA-binding transcription factor activity, RNA polymerase II-specific; RNA polymerase II cis-regulatory region sequence-specific DNA binding
Source: RefSeq, a predicted model, not a curated record